GAUAUCUUGAUAUCAAAUAUUAACAGGAUUUAUGUAAUAAUAUCAUAUGUUUAAAUGUUUCUUAUUAAUCUAUUGGUGGAGUAUAGAGCUGCUUCAGUUUUGCCAAUGAAUAUAAAGUAAACCAAUCUCAUAGAAUUUAACUAAGUGGAUCUGGCUUUUUCUACAGUUAGAUAUGUAUACCAUGUUCAUAUCUUUGAACUGAUUAAAUCUAAUAGUAUUCAAUAUUAAAAGAUUUAGAUUGAUUCUAUGAAAUCUGACAACAUAAAAACUGACAAAUUUAAUAAAACCUAAAAGUUACAAACAAUUAAUGAUAAACUUCAUCAUGAUCCUUUUUUUUUUUUGAGUAUGUGUGUAUAUAAUUUUGUUAAUUAAUUAAUAAUCUGCUACUAAUGAAUUGUCUGACCUCACCUCCUGUUCUGAUUAAAUCUACUCCCAGACUGUCCCACCCUAACAUUUCUGUUCACAGAAAUGUUUACAAGUUUUUAUAUUUCUUAAGGACUGACCAUACCAUUAAAUGUUGACGCUGUAGAACAACACAGACUAAGUCUAAAUUAUACAUCCUUAACUUUGAAAUACAUUUGGAAUAGUCACAAAAGUCAAAUUGUGUUUUUAUUUGUUAUUUUCUGUCAUUGUGUUUUUUUGCAGAUCCGACCUUCACAUUUAAACUUCUCUUGAGGAUCUUGUCCACCCAAAUACAAACCUUUCCAUACAACAACAAAAAAAAGACAAAAACAUCCCCAAAAUAUCAAAAAGAGCUAUGUGCAAACAAGGCAUGACUUCCUUGAAAAACAAUAUAGGCUCUUUAUUUAAGAGCGCACUGGCCAAAACUGAUGUUUUCAAAUCUUUUCCAGCAAGUCUUUUGUUGUUUCCACUUGAUUUUCUGACCGAUAAAAAAUUUUCAUGUCCGUGUAAUUCGAGUGAAAAAAAAAACUGCCUAACAGUCUUUGUCUUCGUUGCACCUGCUCUUUUCAGCUUUGCUUUAACCUUUAUUUAUCUGUGUCUAAAACCUAAAAGAGAAGAGGGAAAGGAAGAAGUCAACAGAAAUGAUGAUGAAGAAAAAGACAAGAUAAAAGAAAAUAAGAAAAAAAAUAAAUACCUCAAGUAUUGUGGUUAUAUAGCCAUUAGCCUGAUUCCACUUGUCCUGUGGAUCAUUCUAAUGCUGUUAGAUGGGGAUUAUGUUGCCUGCAUUGAAACACAAUGGAAAGGACAGUACACAUUUGAUGACAAGCUGCAAAUAAAAUGGUGUAAACCACUUGACUUCAUCCCUGAAAAAAAUGAGACUGAAUAUAAAAACCUGACGCUUGGAUACAUUGAAAAAUCACAGAAGUCUGGUUAUAUCUGCCUCAUUUCCUUCAGCUUAAUUCUCGCAGUCAUAGUGGGUGUUUAUAAGUGCUGCGAAGAUAAAAAGCCCACAGAGAAAGCAGUAAGAUCUCAAGCUGAAGAGGCUGCAACUGCAUUGAACCAGGAGGAUCAGGUUUAAGGAAAACAAAUGUCUAUUACUAUUUUGGGGUUAUUUGACAGCAAAUUUAUUUUGUUUUGUUUCUUGUUUUUUUCCCCAUGAACCACCUCUUUUUUAUUUAAUACUGGCCUUAUUCCCUUUAGGAUAGCAUUUAUAAAUCAAAGCUGAGUGUUUAAGUUUUUAGUUGAACAGUAGUCUAGAGCAUCUUCACGUUUUGUUAAAUGCGUGAGUUGUACAGUUUAUCGUUGUAAAUCGUCUCUACUGUGUUUUACUAUCUUAAUAUUCUCGUUUAUGUGAAGCACUUUGUAUUAGCAUUGUGUAUGAAAUCUUCUAUGUAAAUAAACUGGCCUUGUCUUCCC
Molecule: messenger RNA, 1818 nt
Organism: Danio rerio (zebrafish)
Lineage: Eukaryota; Metazoa; Chordata; Actinopteri; Cypriniformes; Danionidae
Source: RefSeq, a predicted model, not a curated record